Messenger RNA from Entamoeba invadens IP1, 501 nucleotides. RefSeq lists its product as hypothetical. Lineage: Eukaryota; Evosea; Mastigamoebida; Endamoebidae. The transcript has a single exon. Bases 1 to 501 code for a protein of 166 amino acids. The record is from RefSeq and is a predicted model, not a curated record.
AUGGGCCUCUCGCCAAAUAUUUAUAGAGGUGCCGAUUUAUUGAAAGUGAGGAAUGAACUUGAGUCACAAUUGAGACAAACAAGUUACACUACAUUUGAAGACCUCAAGAAAUAUUUAUUGAAAGGAUUGAAAGAAAAUGUUCGUGUUCUUCCACUCGUCGAUUAUCAAAAUUUCCAAAUGAAUAUUUCUGUUUUACACAGCGAGUCAACACAAGAGGCACUCGACAAUAUCAGUAAAAGUUUUGAUGUUCCUAUUAUUAAUUGUGAAGAUGUUGUUUCAAAAAAUUCAACUGGUAUUGUGGACUCUGGAACUUUAUUAAAAACUCCUGCUAUUACAAAUUAUAUUCCGACUCCUCCAACAAUUCAAACAAGAAAUGCGACACAUGUUGAUUAUAGCCAGGCUACCGACAACGAAUCUCAAAAUACCAACGAUUCGACCAAAGAAGAAAUAAAAUUCACUGUGUUUGAGAUCGAACAAUUGGAAAAAAAUGAAACACAUUAA